Molecule: messenger RNA, 3991 nt
Organism: Larimichthys crocea (large yellow croaker)
Lineage: Eukaryota; Metazoa; Chordata; Actinopteri; Sciaenidae
Gene: kcnk13b
Product: potassium channel, subfamily K, member 13b
Exons: 3
Coding region: 725-2005 (426 amino acids)
Biological process (GO): potassium ion transmembrane transport; stabilization of membrane potential
Cellular component (GO): plasma membrane
Molecular function (GO): outward rectifier potassium channel activity; potassium ion leak channel activity
Source: RefSeq, a predicted model, not a curated record
UGAAUAAUUUAUUUCGAACCAUCGUUCCGUCCUGACAUUUGCUCACAUCGUCCCCGGGUAAACGUGGGCAGGAGCAUGAAUCCCUCAUCAGAACCCAGGAAAGGUCAAGUGAUAUUGAUCUCACUAUGCAAACGCGCUCUAUAUUGUCCGAAUCAAACCUUGGGAUCAGGAGGUCGAAACAUUUCCAGGUCCGUUCGGAGCUCAUUAUCAGAUCCGACUCCUUUGAUGCCUUUUACAUGUUGCGUUGUGGAAAUUACAGCCUGGAAUUCAACAUAGACUUGGCACAGGCUGGUGAAUGGAAAGAGGUUACAAAUUGGUGGUCAAUACGCGGUGCGUAAAACGCGCGCUCAGGGGUGGGGACUCUUUUGGAGAGGCAGGACUGGAGUGCACAAGAGGCGCGACUAUCUGCAUCCACAGGUUGAUGCUUCUGUCUGAGCAUCUUGGCAGCCCAGAUGUAAGAGCGCAGCCGGUGGAGAUGAACUGAGGAGUCGUAUGAGGACGCGUUUGGCUAAGCAGUUUGGACCAGGACUGCACAUAGAAGCCCAUGAGAAAAUGCCAAAUCCACAGCCUUGGAUUAUAAUCUGUCUGAGCAACAAUCUAACUGUACUGCGCAGGACUUUUCUGUCGUGAAAAAUCUCUUCCGAGGACUGUGCGUUUCGCUGUUCGUGACCAUCAUGCCACAGGUACCCCACUGCAGCUCCACCACGGUGACAACAGCAACAUAAUGGCAUGUAGGAGCGGUUGCUGCUGCGGCUCCGGUCCAAUAAACGAGGAUAACGCGAGGUUCCUUUUGUUGGCGUUGUUCAUCAUCGUCUAUCUCCUUUGCGGUGCCGCCGUCUUCUCAGCGCUGGAGCAGCCAAAGGAGCGAGAGGCGAAGGAGCGCUGGGCGCAGAGGUUCGAGCAUUUCAGCCAGAAGUACAACCUGAGUAAGAAAGACCUGAGUAACUUCCUCAGGAACUACGAGGAGGCGAACGUAGCGGGUAUCCGUGUGGACACAAUUAGACCUCGAUGGGACUUCACUGGGGCAUUUUACUUCGUGGGAACUGUGGUGUCAACCAUUGGGUUUGGAAUGACCACUCCUGCCACCAUAGGGGGAAAGGUAUUCCUGAUGUUUUAUGGACUCCUCGGCUGCGCAGCCACCAUCCUCUUCUUCAACCUUUUUCUCGAGCGCGUCAUCACGGUCAUCGCUGUCGUCCUCAAGUCAUGCCAUGAGCGACGCCAUAAUAAAGCUGUGCUCCCGCAAAAUGGCCAGCGAGUAUCAGGGGCAAACAGAGCAAGUGGAGCUGGGGGAAAUGGAGGAGGAAAAGGGGAGGAUUUGGCUGGCUGGAAGCCAUCGGUCUACUGUGUCAUGCUCAUUCUAGGAGCAGCAGCCAUCUUGGUGUCUUGUUGUGCCUCGCUUAUGUACUCGGCCACUGAGGGCUGGGGCUACCUGGACUCACUCUACUUCUGCUUUGUGGCCUUCAGCACCAUCGGUUUUGGAGACAUGGUGAGCAGCCAGCGGGUUGUUUACGAGGGCCACGCCACAGCCGCAUACCGGCUUGGCAACUUCUUCUUCAUCCUGACCGGCGUCUGCUGCAUCUAUUCUCUCUUCAACGUCAUCUCCAUCGUCAUCAAGCAGGUCCUCAACUGGCUGCUGAGGAGGCUGGAAGCCCCCUGCCGCUGCUGCUUCCCCAGGAGGGGUCACCACCCUCAUAGGCACCCUCGAAGGAAUGUGGUGGCCCCGGGUCACCUGCGUGCCCGCAGAGAUCCCUCCAUUGAGACGGACGGCAUCAACGAGAGCGAAACUGACACUGGGCGCAGGAUGUCUGGGGAGAUGAUCUCCAUGAGGGACUUUCUAGCAGCCAACAAGGUGAAUCUGGCUAUUAUGCAGAAGCAGCUUUCAGAGAUGGCCAUCGGUCACCCGCGCCAAUCCAGCUCCAGUUCUCGUCAGAACGGAUUCUCGGGAGGGGUGGGCGCCCUUGGCAUCAUGAACAACCGACUGGCAGAGACUAGCGUGGACAGAUAGGGGAAACAGUGUAAAUCCUUUUGGAAAGGAUACAAAUGGCUGAGAGGGUGAAAUUAAGUUAGGGCGAGCUGUGGACUGCCUCCCUGAGAAAAAGGACACAGGUGGUGUACAAAUCUGAAUUCAUGACUAUGUAAUGCAUCUUUUCCAUCGACCCGGAGAUGACCUGCAGCAGCUUAGAAUCAAACCCUCUAAGCUCUCUUGGCUACAUGAAUGAUGCAUGAUAGUUUGCAGGAUUCUAACAUCUGGACCAGACGCAGUGUGCGGGAAUGUUCCCCCGUGAGGAAUUUAGUUUCCAUGGUGAUAAAAAAGCCUGACUAGAGCCCUUGUAUCUAAGCCUUAAAGACCUGAUAACACUAUACACUACUUCACACCUAUCUGCAACUUCCACUCAACCACAGUACUCACUAUGACUCUACCCACAUCCACUCCACUGUGUCUGACACCGUAAAGGACAUUAAUGAGAAGAAAAUAGCUUUAAUAAAAUGGGUGUUUCUUGGUUUUGUGCCUAACAGUACAUCAAAUGAAACGAGAAUCCCAAUUCAUGGAUAAUUGAAUGUUUACCUUCACCACAGAAUACAUCAUUUUGCAAUUAGACUAUCAAUGACACUCUUAUUCGCAUCAUUCAUGACUCACAACACAGUCAUAUUAUAUGCUGUUCAAUAGCCUCCGUCUUUGGCACGGCUUCAAUUCAUUAUCACGACAAAUAGAAGACAAAACCCCACGAAGGAACAGACUCAUCUCUAUCUGUAUGGGUGGUUUUCUGAGUCUGAGAUAAAACCUAUUAUGUGUAAGUGCUGUUUACUUUAUUGUUUGCUGCACAUCAUCCAAACACAGAUGUAGACAUUAUCACACCGAGGCAUGUAGGUAUUGAUAUAAAUUCAGUGGAAAAAGUCCCACUGGGGCUUAUUAUUUGAUUUUUUUUUACAGUUUCAGUUUUUUUUUCACUGUUUGUGUUUGAUUCACAGCAACUGCAGUAAACAAGGACAGCAAGAUACUGUAAUAUUGUUCAUAAUAUGCCUUGAUUCCAGUGAAACCUGCAAGCAAGAGGAAGAAGAGCUUUUGGACAAUAUGCUUGAUUUAAGGAGCAUCUUCAUUCUCUUUGUAAAUGCAUCUAACAGGGAGAAGUCCUCCAUGCUCCAUUUCUGACGUCACCAACUGAGCUUUGUUAGCUUUGAGUGAAGUGUGUCUGUUUGCCAGAGAGCAACCUUUAGUGUUUUCUUGACAAACACAAUCAAACCUGCAAAGAACGAAUGUUAAGAAUGCUAUAGUAUUUUUUGUACAAGGUCGUCAUGAUUUUUUAGGAUGAUUUCCACUGGUUGUAAGAAUACUAUAUAUGUAAGUCACCUCCGUUUCACUUCACAGCAAAAAGUGAGAAGAAGAAGGUGAGAUCCAGGUGGCACUAAUAAAACAUAUGCAGAGUAAAGAAUGUAUUUGUUUGAAAAGAAAGAAACACGCCCAAUUGCUUGACUCCUUCCACAAACAUUUUCCAAUAAAGAUUGGAACAGUAACCUCAGCAUGUUGCAAAUGUCCCAAAAAGAUUUUCUUUAAAAUUUUAGGGCGCUGGUUCCCAACCUGAGGGUCCCGACCCUCACUAGGGGUCACCAAAGCUUCCUGGGAUUCAUGAGGCCUUAUUGACUUUAAAGGGUGCAAGAAAACUUAUAUCUUAGAAGAAAUGAAGUGAUACUGUUAGUUUGAAAGUUUAGACACACCCUUCGCUCUCUAAAAACUGCUCCAUCUUUCAUGAGAAAAAUAUGCAGUUAAAACAACCAAGCAGCUAACAGAACAGAACAAUGGCCAAGCGCCAAGAGGAAAUAAGCCUGUCAAUCAUGUGUGCUUGUUAAAAAUGAAGAUUGUGUGAAAGGUUCCUAAAAAUAAACUCAUCUUGACGCAAUUGCCACAUCACUCGUUUUACACAAGCUUCCUGCAGUUAUUACAUCCUACUAUUUGGGUUAAUUGUGCAGUUUAUCAGUUGUCCUGCACUGUCAC